Trichoderma reesei QM6a is the source of this 1573-nucleotide messenger RNA. RefSeq lists its product as uncharacterized. The record is from RefSeq and is a predicted model, not a curated record. The transcript has a single exon. Lineage: Eukaryota; Fungi; Ascomycota; Sordariomycetes; Hypocreales; Hypocreaceae. Bases 78 to 1514 code for a protein of 478 amino acids.
UUCAUACUCUCUUCUUCUUCUUCUUCUUCUUCUUUCUUCUUCAUCGUCAUCAGUCGACACACAGCCAUGACCAGACAAUGCCACCACCGCCCCUGGAGACCCUGAGGAGCACGACACCCGCACCACCACCACCACCACAGCCCUCAUCCUCCCCAUCCGCCUACAACUCCCGCAUCAAGCUUCCCACGCCCCCAUUCCCAGCAUGCCUCUCCCAGCAGUCUCAAAGCAACAACAGCAUUGAGGUCCAGCUGCCGCCCCUCGUCGCAGGCGCCCUCGUCGCUUCCUUUGCAAAGACGCUCGCCGACGGCCUCGGCGGCAGCGAGCUCCUCCUCGCGCACUACUACUGCUACCUCCCAACGCACCGCCGCGUCCGGCCCAACCUCGACAUCGUCGUGGACCGCCUCCUUGCCGCGUUCGCGAGGCAGCUCUGGGACGAGCUGUUCCGGUUCUACCACGACGCCGACCAGCCCUCAGGCGAGCAGCUCUCGCGGCAGGUCUCGCUGCUGUUCCAGGGCCCCGUCAGGCAGCUCGUGCUCAUACUCAACGGCCCGGAGACGGCGCGCUGCGUGCUCGAGGAGCUCGGCCCGGGGCUGUCGAGACGGCCGCUGACGUGGUCGAUCAAUGCCCGGGGCAUCGACUUCCAGCUGGCGCUGCGGCUGCUGUGCGGCUUCUGGCAUCGAGAGUUUCCGGAGCAGUCGCCGGGGGGUUCGCCGGAGCAGAUUGCGCGCGCGCUGCACACGCUCAUCACGACGGGGGAUGCGGCUGCGACGCUCGUCGCCGAGAUGAAGAGGCUGCUCUUGUCGCCGCAUUACGUCCAGAUGCACUUUGCCGAGGCGGCCAUCUGGGACAUUGUCCUCAAGAGGCCGGACAGACCACCCGCGGACGGGUUUCACAUUGUCCAGUUCAGGUAUGAGUGUCAGCUCUUCAAUCCUCUGGGGGGCGGCUUCGGCGAUCUCGCGUAUAUCCGUUUGGCGUCCCUGCCGGUGGUGACGGGGACGGCGGCCGAGCACGUCUGCAUGACGGUGGCAGAGUACACCGAGCGGCAGUGGCCGCAAUGCGGGCCCAUCGUGCUGCAAUGCCUGGACGAAGCGCUCUUCAAUGCGGCAUCGUCGCUCCUCCAGGGAGAGGCAUUCUCGGGCAUGUCCGUCUGGGACGGCAGCGACGGCCAGGGCGCGCAGUGUCCGGGCUUGAGGUUCAUCCACGUCGAGACGGAAGGGUCGUGGAUCCGGAUGAGCGUCAGCGCAAAGAUCCGCACCCUGGUCGACGUCUUCCAGCACAUGUCCUGGUUCUGUGCCGCGGUGAGCGCGUCGCCGUUCCCCGGGGAGGUGGCCGAGAGCACGACGGAGGUGGCGGAUUGGGCGUAUGCCGACGGGAACGUCUAUGUGAGCUGCAGCCUGAAUCACAGUAUCGUGCCUGAGGCUGAUGGGUCGCCCUGGCUGAGAAGUUUGCCGAGGAGUGCCAUUGCGAGUGGGUUUCCUGUGGAUGGGGCUGUUUCUUCGGACGUGGUGAUGUGAUGGUACGAUGGUGUCGUAGCUCCAUGACAUUGUAUAUAGCGGGAGGCAAGCACGGAGAG